Sparassis crispa is the source of this 297-nucleotide messenger RNA. RefSeq lists its product as hypothetical. The transcript is spliced from 2 exons. The record is from RefSeq and is a predicted model, not a curated record. NCBI's taxonomy places the organism in Eukaryota, Fungi, Basidiomycota, Agaricomycetes, Polyporales, Sparassidaceae. Bases 1 to 297 code for a protein of 98 amino acids.
AUGCGCUGUCUCGAACCGCGACGCCAAGCCCCUGCGAUGUUAACCCUUCCCCCUGUUCCUCCGUUUUUGCUCUUCGCGCCGCCCUCGAUCCACCAGCAUCCACGCGGCGACAAUCGCCUCCUGACCGACUCCUCCGCUCACCAUCCACCAAGGUCGACAGCUCCAUUGCCCGCGACACGUCUUCCCUCGCCUGCGUGGGACCCUCCUGCCAAGGUCUCCCGCGUGCUCGCUUCGCUGACAUCUCUCGCCUCCUUCUCCGUGGCUGCAUUCGUCGCUGCGGGCGCACUGUCCGCGUAG